CCUGAGUUCGAAUUGAAAGCUGGAUACGACUUGCCAAUGGCGGGAUUGGGACUCCGUCUGUGUCUCCAUCCGAACUCAACUGGCCGUUUUUAUACCGACCAUAUGAUGGGUUUGUUUGUCUGCUGUUCGACCUUCAAAUCGUCGUUAUGUCACAUUUGCAGUUUAUUGUUCAGGGUGAAAACUAUAAACGUUUGUUUUGUCUACAUCAGUUAACUAUUCAACGUUAAGAAAGGAAAAAAAACGAAGGGACAAUGUGUGUGUCUUUUCAUCCGAAAAACCUUGCAUCCAUGCUGUCCCAUUUCCAUCAACUAUUCAAUGUUUUCAGCCUAAUGGAUUUUACAAUUGCGCUAGCAGUGUAUACACCUCCCUAAUUCUGAACUUAUUUACCUUCCAUUUCUACGAAGUGUGUACACGGGCAGGGAUUUCAACAGGUGUCGCCACCAGUGACAUCGAUGGUCGUCUAUAGCCUUGGAUUAUUCUUUCACAUUUCGUAAACAACAUUUUUGGGGCUACAUGAAUAUUCAUGACCUUCAUUAGCAAAGAACUAUAAAGGAGCAGUGAAUCAAUGGAGAUGGUACAGUCGCAUCAGGUGUUCCAGUAUACAACAACUAUCACUUAAAAAGUAGCAAGACUAUAUCGUCAUGAAGGUUGUUCUCUUUUUAACCGCUUUAUUCGCCUUCGGUUUGGUUGUCGACGUGAUGUCGAUGACGACCGAAGAUGACGAAACAGCUGGCGAUGAAUUCAAUCAUGGAUUCUCCAUGGCCGAUGGAAUUGACGAAGCCGAUUUUGAAAAGGAUGCGGAGAUGGAUGACGAACUGGAAAGAAUGGCCGAUCCUCUGCGAGUCCGCGUUCGUAUUCGACGUCCAUUUUACACACCGCCUGUUCUUGGAUUCGGUGGAUAUGCUGGACUUGGUGGAUACGCAGGGCUCGGAGGACUCGGUCUGUCCGGCGGAUUCGGACUGGGUUUCGACGAUGUCGAAGACAACAACGUCCGUGAUGAUGAAAGAUCUUUAGAUGCUGAUGACGAUCAAGAGAGUUCCACUGACGACGAUGAAAAUAUCCAGCGGAUGGCCGAUCGACUCAUCCGCAUUGCAAUCAGAACAGGACGGCCGUUUCCCUAUCGUAGAUUUAAUCGAUUCGAAAGGCUUCGAUUGAAACGGCCACUUUUGGAUCAUCAGCAAGACGAUCUACCAGAAGAAGAUGAGGAUUCCAUGACUGAGGAUGAACCUUUACACUUCGCGGAUGAUCGAAUGGAAGAUGCGAUGAAAUUCCGCCGAUUCAAAUCCCGCGUGAGGCCACAAUUGGACACGAAACGAAUGAGAUUGGCGAUGAUGCGAGCAGAAAUGGCCCGUCUUCGUGGCCGCUACCCGCCGCUUGCCAGUCGUCGGUUCACCUUCAAAGGAAAAUGUUUGUGUACAUGUCCUUAAUGUCGCCGAAGAAUGUUCCAAAGUUAUAUACGUCCGACUGUUUCCUUAAACUUAAUGUCUCUCUGAUUGUGAUCCCCACCUUUUUUUUUAAAUCAGUGGGUACAACAACAACAAAUGAAUGUAGUAUUUUGUGGAAAAAAUCUGAUUGAAUAAUACACAA
Molecule: messenger RNA, 1587 nt
Organism: Daphnia magna
Lineage: Eukaryota; Metazoa; Arthropoda; Branchiopoda; Diplostraca; Daphniidae
Exons: 2
Coding region: 642-1427 (261 amino acids)
Source: RefSeq, a predicted model, not a curated record